Molecule: messenger RNA, 2180 nt
Organism: Copidosoma floridanum
Lineage: Eukaryota; Metazoa; Arthropoda; Insecta; Hymenoptera; Encyrtidae
Gene: Miga
Product: mitoguardin
Biological process (GO): mitochondrial fusion
Source: RefSeq, a predicted model, not a curated record
AUAGGGCAAAGUGUGAUUUAGCAACUGAAAUGUCAUACCUGAACGUGCAGAAUUACCUGGCAAAGUUUUGCGCUCGCUGUGUUGUUUCCUUGCCAAAGAUCACGCUUUCGCGAUCACAAAAGAUUUUAAUUAUAUGUUUAACAAGUGGUACUCUACUACUUGGCAGUCUAGCCCAAUACUUGAAAAGGCGUAGGAAGCAUCCAAUCCCACCUUCUAGAAGGCAUCUCAGGGAUUCUAGACAGAGAUUAAUCAAUUCAAAGAAUUCUAAUUUUGAUGCAGUUUCCCAAGCAUCUUGGGCUAGAAGAAGUGAAGCCAGUACGCGUAGUCAUAUCAGCGACAGAGCUUCUUUGAUAUCUUCUGUACCAGGGGGUGCAGAUGGAGAUUCCAAGCUUACACCCCAGCAAUAUGGAGUACUUGGUCUCGAGGCCCUGGAAAAGGCGCUCUACUGCUGGGAGGAUGCCCUCACGGCGUUCAGCUCGGCCCUCAACAGCGAGGCCUUUGCUCUACCCUCGAAAGCCGACGCGGCCUUCACGCGCGAUGUCCAGGAGUUGCUCGACUUGGGCUACCAGAUACAGAAUCAGGCAGAGAUGCUCUUCAUCGAUCAGCAUUCCGUGUUGUUUAGAAACGAGAGCGACAGCGAGGACAGUCACAAGCCGUCGACUCUGGCGACCAGGUUGUCCGUCAUCAGAGACAAGCACGACCCGGCAUCCUCGCCCGAGUCCUAUGCUUCUGCCAAGGAUGGCGUCGCUGAUUUGCGCGAGUUCGAGGAAUUCGCUGAGGUGUAUCCGCACUUUGAGCAACAAAAAUUAUACCACGAGGCGCUCAAACAACACGAGGACGAUGGCAUUGUGUGCAGGAUGAGUAGAAACGGCUUGGAAAAACGGCUGCACACGGAAUUAGUCAAGUGUGGCUCCGACGUGGAGUACUUAUCAAAGGUCCACUGUCUCAGGCAAGCAUACUCCAAACUAUUCAGACAAUCGUACGCAGCUACGUGGGUCGCUGACGUGGGCCGCCAAUUGAUCAGCGAUUUGAUCAUAUUUGCCGACCGUGAUCCCAAGGACUACUUGAUGCAUUACGAGAAAAUGCUCGAGUUUCUCAGCCAUGAACCAAACUUGGGAAUAAUGAAGGAAGAGCUGGGAACGCGAGGCGUCAGGUGUAUCAAUUUCUACGACGUCGUCAUUGAUUUCGUUUUGCUUGAUGCCUUCGAAGAGAUGGAGAAUCCACCAGCUUCGAUCAGGGCUAUUUUGCAAAACCGAUGGAUCUCUGCGAGCUUCCGAGAGACGGCAAUAGGUACUGCGGUGUGGUCGGUGUUACUGGGCAAGAGGAAAAUGCUCAAGCAUCCGCAAGGCUUCAUGGCGCACUUUUACUCAAUCUCGGAGCAGGUGACGCCAGUGCUGGUCUGGGGCUUUCUCGGACCUGAAAGUAGCUUGCGCUCAACUUGUUAUUACUUUAGAGAUCAGAUAGUUGAAUUUUUAAUAGACAUAUUUAAUUUCUACAAAGUCAGAUACACGAACGUUGACGAUCUUGCCGAGGAUGUACUGAGGGAAAUGAAGAUUCGCGUGGAGAAUAUUAACCAGAGACUGUCUCUCGAGGGGUGUUAGGACACCUAGUUUUGUAAAUAUAGCGAGAAAAGCAUUUUUAAUAUUAUGCAUUGGGGAUAUGAAAAAAUUCGAAUAGCCAAAAAAACAAUAAUACGCACCAUGAAACUUACGUCAAGUUUUGUUAUCUAUUAAAAUAAUUGUUGAAUUGUAAGUGUAUUUCUUCAUUGACGCGAUGAAAAGUAUGUAGAUUUUACUUUGUUCUUUUUUUUAAAUAUUUUGUAUGAUUAUAAAUAUGUACAGUGGAUUAAUAUAUUUAUUAAUAGUGAAUUUUACAUCUUUAUUCUGUUUUUAUUUUUUUUAGUAUUAUGGCUUGUAGGACUAAACUUGAAAUUCGUACUAUUUAACUAUAAUUUUAUUGUUUAGCAGAGCCACUUUUUAACAUGUAAUAGGAAUAUAGGAUUUAAAAUUUUAACUUUUCAAAUUACAUUCCAUGAUUAUAAAUUCAACAAUUUUUACAGUGCUAAAAAAAUAAAUUUUUUACCUCCUACAUUUAAGUUUUCGGUACUUUUUAACAAAGAGUUGUGUGUGUGGUGAUAGUAGUAUUUGAUAUUUUACUUUUCAUGUGUUUGAUGUGCAUCC